AUGGCCAAUUUUACCAGAGUGACUGAAUUUCUGCUUACAAGAAUUUCUGACAUGUGGGAACUCAGAAUCUUGCAUGCUAUGCUAUUCCUGUUGAUGUACGUGGCAACCUUACUGGGAAAUAUUCUUAUUGUCAUAGUAACCACUUUUGACAAGACUCUUCACACCCCUAUGUACUUUUUUCUAAGAAAUCUGUCUGUUCUGGACAUGUGUUACAUUUCUGUCACUGUACCCAAGGCGUGCAUCAUCUUCCUGCUUGAUAACCGGGUGAUCUCCAUGACAGACUGUGCAGCUCAGAUUUUCUUUGUGGUUUUGUUUGCUUUUAUAGAGAUGCUAUUCCUCACUAUUAUGGCCUAUGACCGUUAUGUGGCCAUCUGCCAUCCCCUCCACUACCCUGUGAUUAUGAACACUAGGAUCUGUGUGCAGAUGACGUUGGUUUCCAUAUUCAGUGGAGUUGUCUAUUCAGGAUUCCACACAGGCAGCACAUUCCAGUUGACCUUCUGUCAUUCCAAUGUGGUUCAACUGUACUUCUGUGACAUACCCUCUCUUUUGAAACUCUCCUGCUCUGACAUCUUCAGCAAUGAGAUGGAAAUUUUUGUUUCUGCAAUAUUAGUUGCAGGUGGAUGCUUUUUCUUAAUCAUCAUGUCUUAUGUUCAGAUAUUUUCUACUGUGCUCAAGUUUCCAACUAGAGGAGAGAGAGGAAAGGCCUUUUCCACCUGUGUCCCUCACAUUAUUGUAGUGACAGUCUUUGCCACCACAGGUGCUGCUGUGUAUAUAAAUCCAAUCUCUAAUUCACCUACAUUUCAGGAUAUGAUCAUUUCAGUGUUCUACUGUAUAAUCCCCCCUCUCUUAAAUCCUAUUAUCUAUAGUCUUAGAAACAAGCAAAUAAAGGGAGCAUUAAAAAGAAUAAUACGUGGAACAUUUUAG
This is a messenger RNA of Elephantulus edwardii (Cape elephant shrew), 924 nucleotides long. Its product is annotated as olfactory receptor 14C36-like. Gene Ontology annotation, cellular component: membrane. Lineage: Eukaryota; Metazoa; Chordata; Mammalia; Macroscelidea; Macroscelididae. Bases 1 to 924 code for a protein of 307 amino acids. Gene Ontology annotation, biological process: G protein-coupled receptor signaling pathway. The transcript has a single exon. The record is from RefSeq and is a predicted model, not a curated record. Gene Ontology annotation, molecular function: G protein-coupled receptor activity; olfactory receptor activity.